Manihot esculenta (cassava) is the source of this 1200-nucleotide messenger RNA. RefSeq lists its product as uncharacterized. The record is from RefSeq and is a predicted model, not a curated record. Lineage: Eukaryota; Viridiplantae; Streptophyta; Magnoliopsida; Malpighiales; Euphorbiaceae. Bases 249 to 782 code for a protein of 177 amino acids. The transcript has a single exon.
UUUUGAGGAAAAAAGAAGCCAUAUUUUACGGAAAUGGGAUUUGAAUUUGUCCAUCCUCUGAGAAGGAAAAAAAAUUAAAAAAAAAAAAUUAUUCUGAUGAAGAGAUAGAUCUAUGAGCUUCUUCAUGAUGAACUCUUCAGAAGAAAAAAAACAAUCUUUCCCAAUGAACCAAAAUGGAAGAUGACAAAGAUGAUAUCUUAAUAUUAUUUCUCAUUCUUUGAUAUUUAAUUCCCUGUUUUCAUGCACAAAUGCCUGUUGCAGACCCCACUUCCGGGCCCUUGUUUAUAUGGCUUGUCUCUUGUUUCUUGUUUACCUGUAUUACUGCUGGUGGCAUCUUCCUCCUUCUCUACCUUGUCCUCCCUCAGAAUGAAGCUACAUCUUGGCUUCCUAUUGCCGGUGUAACCCUAGUUUGCCUCCCUUGGAUUUUUUGGUUCAUCACUUGUUUUUACCGUAUUGUUUCUCGGGCCCUCGGAGUUAGGAUGGUUCUCGGUGGUGGCAGCAACAGCGGUGGCAAUGCCCGUGCUCGUUCAAACGUUCUUAAUACAUCAGCGAGUGUAGCAUCGCGUGAGCCUGAGACAGCCGACUCGCCAUUAGAGUCUGCAGCUCAAGAAGGAGAUGGAAGGCAUGUCCAAUUUGGAGAAGCACUGGUGUUGGGAGAGGGUGAUGAUGAGCAUGAAAAGAAUGCAAAUUUGAGGAGUUUAUCAACUAGCAUUUCCAGCAAUAAUUUGUCUAUUGAUCCUCAUAAAAGUGAAAUGCCUUUGACCUCAGAUAAGGCCUCCUGAUGAUUUCCAUUACUUUGAAACUGAAGAAAUUCUCCUAAUCCAUGAAUAGGGAUUUCAUUCGCUAUUUGCUUUUUAGCCCUUCCUCCAUUAGAUUAGAACAACUGAUGCAUGCAUAUACAGAUUUUUUCAACAGUAUUCCAUUAGAUGAAAUGUAGAUUCUAUCCUGAGAAUUAAUGGUCUUUGGAGAUGAUCAAUUCCAUUUCUCAUCCAUAGAUUUUCAUAGGUUAUACAGUAGAUCAUUUCAUAUAAAGUUCAAAUAUGACUUGUUUUUUUCUUUUUACUCCUUUUUGAGAUUGCAAUACCCAACUAAUUUGGGAUUGAAGCUUAGUUGUUGUUCGAGAUUACAAUAGACAAGUAGCACUGUAAGAUAUCUUACAUUUCUCAAUAGACAGACGAGCAUUCUCCCUCUCUCUCUCUC